AUAGAUAGCAAUUGUUUACGGUGAUCAAAAGAACCGAUAAUAUAUAGAAUCCAAGGAAAAAACUUCUUCAAUCUCCAUUUACCAAAUCUUGUUGUGGCCAUAUUUGUUGUUGGCCUUACAUAAAUUAUUCUACAAAUGUCCUUUUUAAUGUUUAUUCUUGUGUACCAAUGGCUUUUCAGCAUAUUAAAUAAUGCAAAUAUGUAUCUAACAAUCUUCAUCUUAUAUUUCAGGAAGAAAAAAAACUUCAUCUUAUAAUAUUACUUUGCAGAAGUCAUAUAUAUAGCAUCAACUUGGGAAGUUUUUUCUCAUCAUCAUCUCUCAAAUAUAAUGACAUAAAUUUCUCAUAUUAUAACAUAUAGUAUAUGCUUUUUAAUCAGCAGGUGUUUCAUGCUUGGAAGGGCGAAAAAAUGUAGCAUCACAUGAAAUUCCUGCAAAUUAAUUCCAUUAAUGUGCAUGUAGGUUUGAAGGAGAUGGAAUUGGGUGUUCUUCUGUUUCAAUAAGGAUGCUUCUAACUAGUGAUGGCAAAUUGCUUCUUCCAGAUCAUGGAAAAACACAGCCGCAGCACCUACAACGGUGCCGUUUUAUACUACGAAUGCUAUGCAUGUCAGCAAGUAGGAGUCCCCAUCUUCCACUCCACAAGCUGUGACCUCGCCACUGCUCGCCAACCCCAUUGGCAAGCACUCGCCGGGUCAUCCCUUAUCCCUAUCCAUACCCGGACCAAAUACCCAUUCGGAAACCGGCCCCGGAAACCACCGCAACCGUUCGGGUCAGUGCUCGACCCACGUAGCCAGUUGGUGCAAUGGUGGAACAGGGUUUUCCUAUUGGCACGUGGAAUAUCCUUAGCUGUUGAUCCUCUAUUCUUUUAUGCAUUGACGCUGUCGAUAGGGAAAGGUGGGGCCCCUUGUUUGUAUGUGGACAAUGACGUGGCAGCUGCUGUAACGGUGGUUAGGACAUGUCUGGACGCUGUUCAGUUUUGGCAUGUUUGGUUACAGUUCAGGUUGGCUUAUGUUUCCAAAGAGAGCCUUGUUUUUGGAUGUGGGAAGCUCGUGUGGGACGCACGUGCCAUCGCUUCUCAUUAUGCCAAGUCUCUUAAAGGAUUUUGGUUUGAUGUUUUCGUCAUCCUACCAUUUCCUCAGGCAAUGUUUUGGUUAUUGGUGCCAAGGCUGAUCUCACAAGAAAAGAUAAAGCUGGUAUUAAUGUUAAUACUGCUCACUUUCUUGUUUCAGUUCUUGCCUAAGCUCUACCACAGCUUUUGCUUGAUGACCAGAAUGAAAAAGGUCACCGGUUACAUCUUUGGCACCAUUUGGUGGGGUUUUGCCCUUAAUCUCAUUGCUUACCUCAUUGCUUCUCAUGUUAUAGGAGGGUGCUGGUAUGUGCUAGCUACUCAAAGUGUAGUGAAAUGUCUAAAGCAAGAAUGUGAAAGAAAUGGAAGUUGCAAGCUGUCUGUGUCUUGCUUCAAAGGUGUCUGUUAUCAGUUUAUGUAUCCUGAAGACAAAUUUGGAAACCCGUGUGGCAAUACCACCAAAUUGAUUGCGAAGCCAUUGUGCUUGGAUGAUGAAGGACCUUUCAAUCAUGGGAUCUAUUCUGAAGGACUUCUUGUUGUUACCAGCAAUUCUCUUGCUGUCAGGAUUCUCUAUCCCAUUUUCUGGGGCUUGCUCAACCUCAGCUCUUUUGGGAAUGAACUUGCUCCGACAAGUAACUUACUAGAAGUCAUGUUCAGUAUAUUCAUUGUGCUGUGUGGAUUAACUCUCUUCACCCUAAUGAUUGGGAAUAUACAGGUAUUUUUGGCAGUAAUGUUGGCGAAGAACAAAGACAUGCAGCUAAAACGCAGAGACAUGGAAUGGUGGAUGAGCCGACGGCAAUUGCCAUCUAAUUUAAGACGACGAAUGAGACAUUUUGACAGCCAGAGAUGGGCUAUUAUGGGCGGAGACGAUGAUGAUAAGUGGAUUGAUGAAUUGCCUGAGGGACUUCGGAGAGAUAUUAAGCGGUUUCUGUGCCUAGAUCUCAUCAAAAAGGCACCUUUGUUUCAUAAUCUGGAUGAUCUUGUUCUCGACAACAUUUGUGAUCGCGUCAAGCCCCUUAUCUUCUGCAAAGGCGAAAAGAUAAUUAGAGAAGGAGAUCCUGUACAAAGAAUGUACUUUAUAGUCCGUGGACGCGUAAAACGCAGCCAAAGCCUGAGUAAAGGCAUGACAGGCACAAGCCUUAUCGAACCUGGCGAAUUUUUAGGCGACGAAUUGCUGUCCUGGAGUCUACGCCGUCCGUUCAGAGACCGGCUUCCAUCGUCAUCAGCAACAUUUGUUUGUCAGGAUUCAACAGAAGCAUUCGGUCUUGACGCGAAACAUCUUAGGUACAUUACUGAUCACUUCAGGUACACAUUUGCAAGCGAAAGGCUUAAGAGAAAAAUGAGAUACUACUCUUCGAAUUGGCGGACGUGGGCGGCAGUGAACAUACAAUUUGCUUGGAAUCGUCACAGGAUGAGGAGUAGAGGUGUACUGAAUAUUGUGAAUAUUCAUGGAGAUUUUGAGAAUCGGCUAAGGCGGUAUGCGUCUAUGUUCUUGUCUAUCAGACCUCAUGAUCACCUUGAGUGAAUUAUGACAGCAGUCUUCCUAUACUCGCUAUUCCUAUGAAAAUCCAUGGGAAUUUACAAGAAAAUGUAAAGAUUCUUGUGCUUAGCUUUGCUUGCAAAACUGAACAGAAAUAAGUUUGUUUGCGGGCAGAUUUUAAUUAAAUGAUCCGUAAACCUUCAUGUAUGUCUUUGUGCAUAUAAAGACUUCCAUGUGUUGACUAUUUGGUUGAUCA
Mercurialis annua (annual mercury) is the source of this 2799-nucleotide messenger RNA. RefSeq names its product cyclic nucleotide-gated ion channel 2-like. Lineage: Eukaryota; Viridiplantae; Streptophyta; Magnoliopsida; Malpighiales; Euphorbiaceae. The transcript is spliced from 9 exons. Bases 519 to 2588 code for a protein of 689 amino acids. The record is from RefSeq and is a predicted model, not a curated record.